Messenger RNA from Rhinichthys klamathensis goyatoka, 393 nucleotides. It is a transcript of the gene bglapl, whose product is annotated as bone gamma-carboxyglutamate (gla) protein, like. The transcript has a single exon. Lineage: Eukaryota; Metazoa; Chordata; Actinopteri; Cypriniformes; Leuciscidae. The annotation marks the transcript as partial. The record is from RefSeq and is a predicted model, not a curated record.
UCUGACUCUGACUCUGAAUCUGUUUCUGACUCUGACUCUGACUCUGAUUCUGAUUCUGACUCUGACUCUGAUUCUGACUCUGACUCUGACUCUGACUCUGACUCUGACUCUGUUUCUGACUCUGACUCUGACUCUGACUCUGAUUCUGACUCUGACUCUGACUCUGAUUCUGUUUCUGACUCUGACUCUGACUCUGAUUCUGACUCUGACUCUGAUUCUGACUCUGACUCUGACUCUGAUUCUGAUUCUGAUUCUGACUCUGACUCUGACUCUGAUUCUGUUUCUGACUCUGACUCUGACUCUGAUUCUGACUCUGACUCUGAUUCUGACUCUGACUCUGAUUCUGAUUCUGACUCUGACUCUGAUUCUGACUCUGACUCUGACUCUGACUCU